AUGGAUGAGAUCCCCAUGAAGGAUAUGUUUAUGGGAUUUGACAAUUGCAGACUCUCAGCAGAUGGUGGAAUGCCUGAAUAUCUAUUUAUGGUGUUUUGGCAGAAGAAAUGUAAAACAUUUCUAGGGAAUAUGUCACACGUGGACCAGAGUUUCUGUAGCUUUGUGCAACAGCCUGAUUUAGGGAAUGGAUGGAUGUAUGUGAAUGAAAAUGGGCAGAUAUUCGUGAAGAAUGUUGGCUUUAUGAAGAUGAGAAGGCUCAACUCUCUCAAACGUGUCCGGGAGAAGUUAAUUGAAGGAUUGUCGUUCAGCAUGGUUUUGGAUGGAAUAUUGUGUAGAGCUUGGCGGGGGCAUUUUGUCUGCAUCACAAGUGGCACCAAUAUAAAACCACUGCAACGUGCAGCCAAAAGUUUGGAACCAAACGCAGCAAAGGCAUUGGGAAAUAUAGAGAGAGGAGACCCUUUCCCUUCUCUCUCGCUUUCCUUUGACGCUUCUGACCCUUUUCUCUUCCAAGACGCCCUUUGUCUGCAUCUUCUCUUCUCUGACCUAAUGGCUUUCUCCGACUCUUCUUCUGGCCGCAACUCUCUCAUCCCCUCCUUCCUCUACUCCUCUUCCUCCAAGACGCUUCCUCUUCACCGUAUGCUCCACUCCACCGCUGCCGUCGCCGCCCCCUCAGCAUCCCCAGCUAACCUCGACCCCAGAUCGCGCGGCCUCAUGAUUCCCUCUCCCAGCGAGCCAGGCAAGAUCGAGCUUUACUCGCCCGCCUUCUACGCCGCCUGCACCGCGGGUGGAAUCCUCAGCUGUGGCCUCACUCACAUGGCCGUCACUCCUCUUGACCUUGUCAAGUGUAAUAUGCAGAUUGACCCUGCUAAGUACAAGAACAUCUCGUCUGGUUUUGGGGUUUUGCUUAAGGAGCAGGGCUUCAGGGGCUUUUUCCGUGGCUGGGUGCCUACCUUGCUUGGUUACAGUGCCCAGGGUGCUUGCAAAUUUGGAUUCUAUGAGUUUUUUAAGAAGUAUUACUCUGAUAUUGCUGGCCCAGAGUAUGCGAGUAAGUACAAGACUUUGAUCUACCUCGCUGGUUCCGCAUCUGCGGAGGUUAUUGCUGAUGUUGCUCUCUGCCCCUUUGAGGCUGUGAAGGUCCGUGUCCAAACACAGCCUGGUUUUGCUAGGGGUUUGGCGGAUGGACUCCCAAAAUUCGUGAAAUCUGAAGGAACCUUGGGGCUGUACAAGGGGAUAGUGCCUCUGUGGGGACGACAGAUUCCUUACACAAUGAUGAAGUUUGCUUCAUUUGAGACCAUAGUUGAGUUGAUCUAUAAGCAUGCCAUUCCCACUCCAAAGAAUGAGUGCACCAAAAGCCUGCAACUUGGUGUCAGUUUUGCUGGUGGAUAUGUUGCUGGUGUGCUUUGUGCAAUUGUGUCUCAUCCUGCUGAUAAUCUUGUCUCUUUUCUGAACAAUGCUAAAGGAGCAACAGUUGGUGAUGCGGUGAAGAAGCUUGGUUUGUGGGGUCUCUUCACGCGUGGUCUUCCCCUCCGUAUUGUGAUGAUUGGAACUCUUACUGGAGCCCAAUGGGGAAUAUAUGAUGCUUUCAAAGUAUUUGUUGGGCUGCCAACAACUGGUGGUCCUGCACCUGCCGCUGCUCCAGCACCAGGUUCUGAGCUUGCAAAGGCAUAG
Messenger RNA from Sphenostylis stenocarpa, 1668 nucleotides. The record is from the annotation of a GenBank genome assembly. Lineage: Eukaryota; Viridiplantae; Streptophyta; Magnoliopsida; Fabales; Fabaceae.